AUGGGUCCAGCUGUGCGGAAAAGGACGGGGUACUCGAUUGGGACUGUACACCUUCGCGAGGGUGUGAUUAGAAGCAGUGUCAGCAGUGGACAGAAAAUUCAGAAGAUAUGUGAAAAAAUAGGAGGCCUCAUCAAUUCUCGCGAAGAGGGUGUUGAACCGCAAAACCCCGAAGAGAGACCUUCACGCCUCAUUGGCCAGCUUGGGUCUGUGGCCAUGACCGCGACGGCCGGGCAGAUCUUGCAGUCUCGAGACUGUGAAACUGCAUUCGGUGGCGGAUAA
Molecule: messenger RNA, 279 nt
Organism: Protopolystoma xenopodis
Lineage: Eukaryota; Metazoa; Platyhelminthes; Monogenea; Polystomatidea; Polystomatidae
Source: the annotation of a GenBank genome assembly